ACCCAAACUGAACACCUCCACUUAGAGAGAAAGAAGGAAAAGAGACAAGAGACAGAGACAGAAACGCAUGAAACAGGAACAUGCCCGAGCCCAAGAAGCCAGGUCCUACGAAACAGGAAGCAGCUCCACCUGCUGAGAAUGUGCCUGGGGAUGAGCAACAGAUGUCAGAGGUCUCCAGCCUCAUUGUGGAGAAACCCCAGAGUGUCACGGCAAUCAAAGGGAAAGACAUAACGUUCGUUGCCAAGGUGGACUCGUCAACCCUUUUGAGGAAGCCAGUGUUGAAAUGGCUGAAAGGGAAGUGGUUGGACCUGGGCAGCAAAGCCGGCAAACACCUGAAGUUUAAAGAAUCCUAUGACAGGAACACCAAGAUAUACACUUACGAGAUGACCAUCGUUAAGGUGGUUGAGGGAGAUGCAGGAGGUUAUCGCUGCGAGGUCGCGUCCAAGGAUAAGUGUGACAGCUGCGCUUUUGAGGUCACAGUUGAAGCUGCACAAGAGGCUCAGCAAACCAACAUCUUGGAGGCCUUCAAGCGAUCGGGGGACGCAGGAGAGGACGCUGGGGAUCUGGAUUUCAGUGGCCUCCUUAAGAAAAGAGAGAGGAAGCAGAAGAAGGAGCCUGAGCUGGACGUGGAUGUCUGGGAGAUCCUAAAGAACGCGCAACCAUGCGACUACGAGAAGAUUGCGUUCCAGUACGGGAUCACCGACCUGCGGGGAAUGCUGAAGAGACUGAAGAAGAUGAAGAAGGUGGAGCCUAAGAAGAGUGAUGCCUUCAUAAAGAAGCUGGAUCCUGCGUACUCAGUGGAAAAAGGCAAGAAGAUCCAGCUGUCUGUGGAGCUGACGGAUCCAAACCAGCAGGUGAAGUGGCUGAAAAAUGGGCAGGAGAUCAAACCUUCAGCAAAGUAUGUGUUUGAGAGCAUUGGUGGGAUCCGAAGGCUCACCAUUAACAAGUGCACGCUGUCGGAUGACGCUGCGUACGAGUGUGUGGUCGGGGAGGAAAAGUGCUUCACUGAGGUGUUUGUACAAGAGCCUCCUGUCACCAUCACCAAGCUGCUAGAUGACGUCCACGUUGUGGUUGGGGAAAAAGUAGAAUUCGAGGUGGAAGUGUCCGAGGAAGGAGCGAGCGUUAAAUGGAUGAAGGAUGGAGUGGAGUUGAGUCGAGACGGAAAGUAUCGUAUAAAGAAAGAAGGGAAGAAACAUUGGCUGAUCAUCAAUGAGGCCACAAAGGAGGACACCGGGAUGUACCACGUCUACACCAGCGGGGGGGAGUCGAAGGGAGAGCUGGAGGUGGAAGAUAAGGAGCUGGAGGUGCUGCAGAGUAUCGCUGAUCUGACGUUGAAGGCCGCUGAGCAGGCCGUGUUUAAAUGCGAGGUUUCUGAUGAGAAAGUCACAGGGAAGUGGUUUAAGGAUGGAGUCGAGGUCGUCGCAAGUGACCGCAUCAAAAUGACUCAUAUCGGCAGGAUCCACAAGUUGACGAUUGAUGACGUGAAGGCAGAGGACGCGGGAGACUACACCUUCGUCCCUGAUGGCUACGCGCUCUCAAUUUCAGCUAAACUCAACUUCUUGGAAAUCAAGAUCGAUUAUGUUCCUCGUCAGGAUCCUCCGAAAAUCCACCUGGACGCCACGGGCAGCAUGGUGAACAAGAACACCAUCAUCGUGGUGGCGGGGAACAAACUCCGUCUGGAUGUGGAGAUCACGGGAGAACCUGCACCCACCGUCUGCUGGAAGAAAGGAGACACCGAGAUAGCAGCCACAGAGGGACGAGUGCGGGUGGACAGCAGGAAGAACUUGAGCAGUUUUGUGAUUGAGGGGGCAGAGAGGUCAGAUGAAGGACCUUACAACAUCACCGUCACCAAUCCUGCAGGAGAGGACAAGGCCGAGAUCAUCAUCAAGAUCGUGGAUGUUCCUGAUCCACCAGAGAACGUGCGCUGUACAGGAGUGGGUGAGGACACGGCUUCCAUCCUAUGGGACUCUCCCAAAUUUGAUGGUGGCUCACUCCUAAAAGGUUAUCUGAUGGAGAGGAAGAAGGUAGGCUCGUCCAGGUGGACCAAGCUGAACUUUGAUAUCCAUGAGUCGACCGAGUACGAAGCAAAGAAGAUGAUCGAGGGUGUGAUGUACGAGAUGAGGGUGUUCGCCGUUAACAGCAUCGGGGUCUCACAGCCCAGUGCUGUCUCUAAGCCCUUCAUGCCUAUCGCACCCACGAGUGAGCCGACUCGUCUGAUGGUUGAUGACAUCACAGGCAACACCUGCUCGCUGAAGUGGCGUCCUCCAGAGAAGAUCGGCGCCGGGGGUGUGGACGGGUACAUCAUCGAGUACUGCCUCGAAGGAGGGAGCGAGUGGGUGAGGGCCAACGAGACCCCCGUGGAUAAGAACAGUUAUCGCAUUCGAGAUCUGCAGAUUGGAGAGAAGUACUUGUUCAGGGUGAAAGCGGUGAACAUCGCGGGUUUGAGCCCACCGGCCGAGAUCGAUCGAGCAGUCACCAUCCGGGAGAUCACUGAGAACCCCAGGAUCCGCCUGCCUCGUCAGUUAAGGACUAAGUUCAUAAGGAAGGUGGGGGAGAAGGUCAACCUCGUUAUUCCCUUUCAGGGGAAACCUCAUCCUGUAGUGACCUGGUUGAAGGAUGACGUUCCGUUGGAUCCCAAAUUGGUUAACGUCCGCACCACUGAGGUGGACACCAUCCUGUUCAUCAGGAGCGCCACUCGGGAACACUCGGGAAAAUACACGCUCAUCGUCCAGAUCGAGAACAUGGAGGACAAGGCCACUAUCGAGAUCCAGAUUGUGGACAAACCCGGACCGCCUAUUGCCAUCACGGUGACUGAUGUAUGGGGCUUCAACGCCGCGCUUGAGUGGAAGCCUCCUAAAGACAACGGCAACAGCGAGAUCCUGGGGUACACCAUACAGAAAGCAGACAUGAAGACUAAGGAGUGGUUCCUGGUGUAUGAACACAACCGCAGGCCUAGCUGCACUGUCUCUGACCUCGUGAUGGGGAACGAGUAUAUGUUCCGUGUGUUCAGUGAGAACGUCUGUGGCCUGAGCGAGGACGCGGGGCUUAGCAAGAACACCGCCGUCAUCUCCAAAUCAGGUCUUAACUAUAAGACAAAGCCAUUUAAAGAGAUGGACAUGAGCAGCUCCCCGAAGUUCAUCACGCCCCUUGUGGAUAGAUGCGUCAUUGCAGGUUACAGCGCGGCCAUUAGCUGCGCUGUCCGUGGUUUCCCCAAGCCCAAGAUCAUCUGGAUGAAGAACAAGAUGAUAAUUGGCGCCGAUCCCAAGUUUAUCAUGCAGAACAACCAGGGCGUCCUGACCCUGAACAUCCGCAAGCCCAGCCUGUUCGAUGGAGGGAAGUACACGUGCAAGGCCAUCAACGACUUGGGUGAGGACGAGGUGGAGUGCAAGCUGGAGGUCCGAGUCAUGACAGAGAAGGAAGGAGCGAAGAAAUAAAGACUGCAACAUCAAACAGCACAGAAGGACACUGGAAACCGGAACGUAGAUAAAAUUACAGUAGAGAAUGAGGAUGAUUUGUAGAAUAGUGUCUGUAUCUCAGGUUAAACUUCAUAAUCAGUGAUAUAUGAUGAGGUUAUUGCAGUUUUAGACAUAUAUUUGCGAUGUUAUGAAUGCGUCAGUUCUCUGCACUCAUGAUAUCACCCGCUGCGACUUGGUGUCUUCGGCAGCUUCAUGAAAUUUAUGCGAAACUUCAUCAGCCUGCGUUAAUGAACCCGAGCCUGAAUGGCACGAGGAACGGCAUCUCUGGCAGAUUUAUGCCUCGAAAAUGACGACUAAAUAAAUAAAUAAAAUGUAUAAUUCA
Clarias gariepinus (North African catfish) is the source of this 3798-nucleotide messenger RNA. It is a transcript of the gene mybpc2a, whose product is annotated as myosin binding protein Ca. Bases 81 to 3434 code for a protein of 1117 amino acids. The record is from RefSeq and is a predicted model, not a curated record. NCBI's taxonomy places the organism in Eukaryota, Metazoa, Chordata, Actinopteri, Siluriformes, Clariidae. Gene Ontology annotation, molecular function: protein binding. The transcript has 28 exons.